AUGGCUUGUGUGCUGCGUGAUGAUGCGAAGGGGGUGCAGGGAGAGAGGAAGGUGAAGUUCGUGGCCGGAGUGUCUGUGAAGCUGGCUUUGCAACGGUGCAUCAGCGGCAUUGCCUCCGCAACCACCACAGGCAACACACAUUGGCUUCACAGCAAGACGCUGCGGCAGCAACAACUCACCGAUUCAUCAUCAAGUUCCUGGCGCUUCGUGGUCUCAUCGCCUUCUGCUGGACCAUCCUUACCCUGCGCCUACAUCAUGUUAGCAAGCCAUGAAAGCGCAUUCGCAGUAUUGCAUGAGUAUGUCAAUCUCAGAAGGCACGAAUCAUUCGAGAAGAUGCGCUCGCAACAAGAGUCGCGCCAGCACGAACAUUUGCAAGAGAAGAAAAGGCCAGCCCAACACCAGUUUGCAAUGGUCUCUCGCCGUGUGGCCCAUCGGAGGAAGCGUGGGAGCCCCGGCAUAGACGUCGACAAUUCGACGGAGCAACAACUCACCUGCUCGGCCUGUUCUGCCUGUUCUGGUGAUUGUUCGGUUGCGGGUCCGGUCUGGUCUUGGGAGCUCGAAGAACUCUUCUCCGAGACGCUUGACCGCGACGCGGCGCCUCUGAUUCUGAACUCGUCUCCCUCUGCCAUGAUGCCCUUGGCCGGAGAAGGACUGAGGCAGAAAACGCACGCGACCACAGGCCGAUACUUGGGAGUCAAGGGAGGCGGCCAAGACCGCUGGGCGGAGAUGAAAAGUUCUGGGAUCUUCUCAACUCUCAAUGGGGAUGCGCCUGGGCCAGGAUUGCGACGGCGACGGCGAUUGCUGGCCUUUCAAAUCAAUCUGUAUAAUACUUCAAUGCACUUUGACUGGCCAAAGAUGCUGACUGAGUUCAGGAGCUCAGGAGGACUCCGGAAGAGCUUGGCGCGUGGAACCAGCUCUCUGAUGAUGCCUGAACCUGAACCUCAGCAGUCCCAGAAAUGCGAUGCUGCCAUGGCACAGCCUGUGCUCGUCAGAGCUUAUACGAACAGGAAGGGCUUCGCAAACCGAGCUCCCGGACGAGUAGAGGACGCUGAAGCUCUACCACCGAUAUCGUCGUAUGCCUUCGCCGACAUUCUCAGGUCGGUACACGGCAGCAAGGAGUUCCAAGAUGCAAUCGACGGCAUCGCAGAGAUAGCUGCCAAGAAUCGCAUGAGCUUGGCUGAGGAGUAUGGCUCUCAUCUGCCGCCCGUCGGCGAGAUUACAGUGACAGGAUCCUCUGCUGCUCGACCGCAGCUGCAUCGUCCCACCAUGCGACGUCGAGCUCUCACGAGCGUGCCCGAAGCCAGCUCGGGAAGCAGCGAGGGUAGCCGCAAGAGUCCAGCGAAAAGAGCGAGUAUAUUCAGCUUUCGAAAGCAGCAAAAGCAGCCAAUGCAGCAAAAGGGAGACUGCAAGCCAAUGCAGAGAAUGCGCAUCGGCAGUAUGGGUAGGACGAUACCGGUCGGAACGACAGUCGCCAUGGCUGUGGAGGUUCUGUGGCCGGCCGAUCACACCGGAGCUUCCUUUGAGACCACCACCACUGCUAUGAACUCUCCUCCAGGGCCUGGACCCGCACAGCGCUCUUCGAGUGACGCUCAGUCCAGCCUGCAACGACUCCUGGACGGCACUGGCUUGGUGUCUGAUACGUAUGAUUUGAUGUGCCGUUUGGGACGAGCAUGGCAGACGCCAAUAGUCAUGCGCGCAGCGGGCAUAUAUGCAAGAACGCAGAAGAGAAAGCAAAUAUACAGACAGAAAAACCUCGAACUUAUAACUUACCAUUGGAGGGGCCUCUAUGCCGACCCCAGCAUUGUCGUUCGGACCGUCCGAGUCGGUGGACUCACGUCGUCUGGACUGGCGGACCCGUUUGCGGCGUUGCUGCCGUCCUCUGGACGUGUAGCCAUGGCUGUGGACUGCGGUGUGCCGAAGAUCCUGCGGCAUGCCACGAGCAAUGACAGAGGGAUGGCGUAUAUGUGCAGCGGAUGGAUGUUAAAGUCGCAAGAAGGCAGCACGGACGGACCCUUGCGUCGCCACUUCCACAUGAAAGUCCCGCUCUUCUUAGUUCGACUCACUUUGCACCCGCUUUUUCCUACAAAACCACAGAUCAAGAAAGAGCGACAUCAAAAAGACACGACAAACCCGAAAGAGCGACCUCGGACAGGCGCAGGCAAGUACCGCACUAUGCUAACAACGUCGCAACUAGUGUCUACUACCACACAGCGCGUCGCUGGAGCCGGCGCAGGUGAAGGAGGACGAGGUGGAAAGGGCGGCGGUGGCGGUGGCGGUGGCAGUGGCAGUGGAGGAGGUGGUGGAGACAAGAAGGAACAGCUCCCCGACAUCUCUGGGGCCCAUCAGCUCAGCGAGGAAGAAGAAGACGCGCUCCUUGAGCGCUUCACCGUUGCGCUCAUCGGCAUGUGGCAACGCCUUCUCGAGAUGGGAGAGGAACAGAGAGCCGACGCGAUGUGGGCGCUCGGAGAGCAGGUGUUUGGAGAGGAUCGCUGGGGCGGGAUGGAGGCGACGCUCGAGACCAGAAGAGGUGCUCUGUCACGGCAUCACCAUGCAGUAUGGCCUGAAAGUCGUUGGGAGAUGGAAGCUGGCGCAGGAAACGUGAGUGUUCAGGAUAUCACCACGACUGAAUUGGAUACCCAGCUCCGGGUGAAAACUUCAAGCACGCAAGUCAACUCUCCGCUCGUACUGAAAUGUGAAACUCCGCAGUUGGAGGCCAAUAUCAGCAUGACAAGUGGAGUCUUUGAAUCACCUAUCGUAACGACAACUCCACAGAAAAAUUUAUACCCUGCUUCUAACCUCGACGAUGCUACUGAAUGCGAUAUCGCCGUCUUCGGAAGCUCUCCACCGUGGAAAAUGGACACGGAAGCUCUCAGCAUCACUUUCCGCGUGGCCCUUUCCGCCUGCGUAGCAUAUUCAACGGAUGUGGAAGAGUAUUUACUACUCGGAGCAGACGCGAUCACCAUCACCUCCUAG
Molecule: messenger RNA, 2973 nt
Organism: Pseudocercospora fijiensis CIRAD86
Lineage: Eukaryota; Fungi; Ascomycota; Dothideomycetes; Mycosphaerellales; Mycosphaerellaceae
Exons: 15
Coding region: 1-2973 (990 amino acids)
Source: RefSeq, a predicted model, not a curated record